CAAACUGGGACCAUGAUUAAACUGAGCCGAAAGGGCCGCUCGAUGCUCUCCUUGGGCCUCAAUUCUCUCGCUCUCUGCUUUUCGGUGUCUGCCUUCUGCACCAGCUACUGGUGCGAGGGGACCCACAAGGUGGUGAAGCCCCCCUGCCUCUCGGCAGUCAAGAAAGGGAACUGCGUCCCCAUCAACAGCAAUGAGACGAUGGAUGGAAACGUGACCAUGGACCCGCACGUAGUCCAGUACAUCUGGGAGACGGGAGAAGACAAGUACGCUUUUCGAUAUUUCCACACGGGCUUCUGGCUGUCCUGUGAGGAACAUCAUGGAGAAGAGAAGUGCCGGAGCUUCAUAGAGCUGCCCCCAGAGUCAGAAAAAGGUGUACUGUGGCUGUCGGUUGCCUCGGAAUUCCUCUAUAUCAUCCUGCUGAGCGUGGGGUUCUUGCUGAUGUGCUUAGAUGCCAUUUACUACGCCAACUUCAUUGACGGACUCAAGAUCAACGCUUUUGCUGCCGUGAUCACUGUUCUUUCAGGGCUCCUGGGCAUGGUUGCCCAUAUGAUGUACAUGACCGUCUUUCAGGUGGCGGUGAACCUGGGACCGAAAGACUGGAGGCCCCAGACGUGGUAUUACGGGUGGUCAUUUGGGAUGGCCUGGCUCUCCUUCACGCUCUGCAUGUCUUCCUCUGUGCUGACCCUCAACACCUACACUAAGACCAUCCUGGAGUUCAAGUACCGCCGGCGGAUUUUCGAGAAGCACACCGCGUCGGCGGGGAGCGGUGGAGGCCCUGGCUCGCCCACCCUAGCGCCCGACCUCGAACGUUUCCUGUGGGACAAAUAUAUCUUCAGCGUUAGUGACUCUCUGGACUUCUCCCCCAGCCCGCCAGGCCCGAUGGCUCCCAGUGCGGGACGCAAAUCCUACGUGGGGGGCUAUGCCGGGCUGGCAGGGGGGCGCAGUGGGGAUGCCGGGGAUGAGGACGAUGGCGAGCCGUGCUAG
Euleptes europaea (tarantolino) is the source of this 984-nucleotide messenger RNA. Its product is annotated as germ cell-specific gene 1-like protein. The record is from RefSeq and is a predicted model, not a curated record. Gene Ontology annotation, cellular component: plasma membrane. Bases 13 to 984 code for a protein of 323 amino acids. The transcript is spliced from 5 exons. NCBI's taxonomy places the organism in Eukaryota, Metazoa, Chordata, Lepidosauria, Squamata, Sphaerodactylidae.